AACAGGAAACCGUCCCGGGGGGAAGUGGGCCAGGGCCAGCUGGAAAACCUGAAGGGGCGGCGGCCAGGCCUCCCUCGCCGUCGGGGUGUGGCUCCCCUCGAGAGGCGGGUCGGCCGCCCGGCAGAGUCCACACCACACUCGGCCCCGGACGGACGGACGGACAGACGGACGGAGACGCCCCUCAGCCCACGGGCGCAAUCUGUCCCUCCUGGGAAGAUGCAGAGGCUCAUGAUGCUGGUUGCCACCUCGGGCGCCUGCCUGGGCCUGCUGGCGGCAGCCGCGGCGGCAGCAGCAGGUGCCACCCCCACCCAUCGGGACACCCCCAGCGUGCUGCACACCCACCGGCGCCAGAAGAGAGACUGGAUCUGGAACCAGAUGCACAUCGAUGAAGAGAAAAACACCUCACUGCCCCAUUAUGUGGGCAAGAUCAAGUCGAGCGCGAAUCGCAGGAACGCCAAGUACCUGCUCAAAGGAGAGUCUGUCGGCAAGGUCUUCCAGGUCAACGCGGAAACAGGCGACGUGUAUGCCUUCGAGAGGCUGGACCGCGAGAAGAUCUCCGAGUACCACCUCGUUGCCCUCAUCGUAGACAAAGACACCGGCAGAAACCUGGAGGCUCCUUCCAACUUCACCAUCAAAGUGCACGAUGUGAACGACAACUGGCCUGUAUUCAUGCACCGGUUGUUUAACGCAUCCGUGCCCGAGAUGUCGGCUGUGGGGACCUCAGUCAUCCGUGUGACAGCAAUGGAUGCAGACGACCCCACUUUGGCAGACCACGCCUCUGUCAUGUACCAGAUCCUGAAGGGGGAAGAACAUUUUGCCAUCGAUAAUUCUGGACUCAUUUUUACAACCACCAAAAACUUGGACCGAGAGGCGCAGGCCAGGUACGAGAUCGUGGUGGAAGCACGAGAUGCCCAGGGCCUCCGGGGGGACUCGGGCACGGCCACCGUGCUGGUCACUCUGCAGGACGUCAACGACAACUUCCCCAUCUUCACCCAGACCAAGUACACAUUUGUUGUGCCGGAAGACAUCCGUGUGGGCAGCGCCGUGGGCUCUCUGUUUGUGGAGGACCCAGACGAGCCCCAGAACCGCAAGACCAAGUACAGCAUCGUGCAGGGCGAGUACAGGGACACGUUCACCAUCGAAACGAACCCCACCCUCAACGAGGGCAUCAUUAAGCCCAUGAAGCCCCUGGACUACGAACGCAUCCGGCAGUACAGCUUCACCAUCGAGGCCACAGACCCCACCAUCAACCUCAGAUACCUGGGCGGCACCUCCAACAGGAACAAAGCGCGGGUCAUCAUCAACGUCACAGACGUGGACGAGCCCCCCGUCUUCCAGCGGCCCUUCUACCACUUCCAGCUGCAGGAGAACAAGAAGAAACAGCCCGUCGGCUCGGUGCUGGCCAUGGACCCCGAUGAGACGCGGCACAACAUUGGAUACUCCGUCCGCAGGACCAGUGACAAAGGCCAAUUCUUCCAAGUAACCAAACAGGGGGACAUUUACAAUGAGAAAGAACUGGACCGAGAAAUCUACCCCUGGUAUAACCUGACUGUGGAAGCCAAAGAACUGGAUUCUAGUGGGAUCCCCACAGGCAAAGAAUCCAUCGUGCAAGUCCACAUUGAAGUUCUAGAUGAGAAUGACAAUGCCCCUGAGUUUGCCCAGCCCUAUGAGCCCAAAGUGUGUGAGAACGCCGCCCAGGGCAAGCUGGUCCUGCAGAUCUCCGCAAUCGACAAGGACAUAACGCCACAAAACGUGAAGUUCAAAUUUGCCCUGACCACUGAGGACAGCAACUUCACCCUCACGGAUAAUCACGAUAACACUGCCAACAUCACGGUCAAGUACGGGCAAUUUGAUCGGGAACGAGCCAAGGUCCACUUCCUGCCCGUGGUCAUCUCAGACAAUGGGAGGCCGAGCCUCACAGGCACCAGCACGCUGACCGUGGCCGUGUGCAAGUGCAACCAGCGCGGCGAGUUCACCUUCUGUGAGGAUUUGGCCCCGCAGGUGGGCGUCAGCAUCCAGGCACUGGUGGCCAUCUUCCUGUGCAUCCUCACCGUCACAGUGAUCGCGCUGCUCAUCUUCCUGCGGCGGCGGCUCCGGAAGCAGGCCCGCGCCCACGGCAGGAGCGUGCCCGAGAUCCACGAGCAGCUGGUCACCUACGACGAGGAGGGCGGCGGCGAGAUGGACACCACCAGCUACGACGUGUCGGUGCUCAACUCGGUGCGCCGAGGCGGGACCAAGCCCCCGCGACCCGCGCUGGACGCGCGGCCGCCCCUCUACGCCCAGGUGCAGAAGCCCCCGCGACACACGCCCGGGGCGCACGGCGGGCCCGGGGACAUGGCGGCCAUGAUCGAGGCGAAGAAGGACGAGGCGGACCAGGACGGCGGCGGCCCCCCCUACGACUCGCUGCACAUCUACGGCUACGAGGGCUCCGAGUCCAUCGCCGAGUCCCUCAGCUCGCUCGGCACCGAUUCGGCCGACUCCGACAUCGAUUACGACUUCCUGAACGACUGGGGACCCAGGUUCAAGAUGCUGGCGGAGCUGUAUGGCUCAGACCCCCGGGAGGAGCUGGUGUAUUAGGGGGCCCAAGCCCCCUGCAGCCCAGGCCAGUCACACACCAGGCCCCCAGCCCUCCAAAGGUGGCCCGGACUCCCGGGCCCAGCAGCCCUCCCUGUGGGUGCCAGAGACCUCACCAUCCCUGGGAUAGCAAACUCCAGGUCCCUGAAAUACCAGGAACAAAUGUCAGCGCUGGCUACCCCGAAAUGCUGGAAAAUCCAGGCCAGUGUUCUGUCUGGGCUCAGACAUCCACGUAACCCCGUCACCCCCAGACCACAGUCUAACUCAAAGACUUUCUCUGGCUCAGCAAGGUUGCAGAGCAGCCCGUGUUCAACUGCUGGGGGUGUUCCCCUGGGGUCCCUGAGCCACCUUCUGGGGCUGGUGAGGUCCUGGUGCCUGUCUGCCAGGAGGCACGACCCAUGGGGCAAGACUCUGCCACCCAGUCCCCAGGAAGACUGCACUGGCCCAUCAGUCCUGCUCUGAAGAGUCCCGGCCCUGCUCCGACUCCCUCACACCCUCCCAAGUGUCCACUGCUCUCUGGCCCCAAGAGGGAGGAAGGGGCCACAUGGCAGCUCCCAACCUUGGGUCCUGAGGUGACCACACUGGCCUGC
Messenger RNA from Lemur catta (Ring-tailed lemur), 3164 nucleotides. It is a transcript of the gene CDH5, whose product is annotated as cadherin 5. The transcript is spliced from 12 exons. Gene Ontology annotation, cellular component: bicellular tight junction; catenin complex; adherens junction. Gene Ontology annotation, molecular function: calcium ion binding; cadherin binding. NCBI's taxonomy places the organism in Eukaryota, Metazoa, Chordata, Mammalia, Primates, Lemuridae. The record is from RefSeq and is a predicted model, not a curated record. Bases 217 to 2577 code for a protein of 786 amino acids. Gene Ontology annotation, biological process: calcium-dependent cell-cell adhesion; regulation of establishment of cell polarity; adherens junction organization.